UUUAUAAAAACCUUCGAAGGUUGAUACGAACGGUCGCAUUGUUUUCCGCCAGACAAGACAUCGUGAAAAAUAUUCGGCGCGCCAUUACUGUGUUUGUGCUUCCGAAAUAACUAAACGGACAAAUUAUAUUAAAUUUGUAUUAUUAUUGUUGCUCAAUCAAUCGUUCGAUAUUGCACUUGUGUGCCUCACACAGAAAAACAACACAAGAAACGCACUCACAAACACAUAUAUGUAUAUAUACAUAUAUAUAUAUAUAUAAACAUAUAUUUAUUUGCGCAACCCGAGCUCGUGUUUCACUCCUUUGUGAAAUCAUUUGACGAUUUGCGAUUAGUGUUUAGUGUAUGUUUGUGUGUACCAACAGCUAGCCGGCGGAUCAAUCAAGAUGUUUGGCGGCGCUAAACCCACAUUUGGCACGGGUGCCGGCACCACGGGCUUCGGCACAUUCAGCAACAGCGCAGCUGCAACGCCUUUUGGUCAAUCGGCGUUUGGAAAGCCAGCGACGCCAGCUUUUGGUGCCACUUCCGCUUUUGGCGCGCAGCCGACUCAACCGUCGAUGUUUGGCACUACGCCGGCAACAAAUCAACAAACUGCCGGCCUGUUCGGUGGUUCAACAACAACCAGCGCAUUUGGCGGCACAACCACAGCACCCACAUCAUUUGGAGCAUUUUCACAAGCUCCGCAAGCAUCCAACAUAUUUGGCUCCACACAGGCAGCUCCAAACACUUCGCUGUUUGGGCAGGCUGCUACCAGUGCCUUUGGCGCCGCAAAGCCCGCAACACUAGGCAUGAGUAGCUUUGGACAAACUCCGGCAGCACAGCCACUGUUUGGUCAGCAAACGACUGCUGCGAGCACUUCGGGCUUUGGUAGCUUUGGUCAGGCGGCGCCAACUACGACAAAUGUGUUUGGCAGUGGCGCUGCGUCGGCAUUUGGACAACCGCAGGCAGUGACCGUAGGAGCUGCGGGGGGUGUUAAUCCGGGCACCUCUCUGGUCAAAUAUCAGCCGACCAUUGGCACGGAUACGCUAAUGAAGGGUGGCCAGGCGAACAAUGUGAAUACCAAACAACAUUGCAUUACCGCAAUGAAAGAGUAUGAGGCUAAGUCACUGGAAGAGCUGCGCAUGGAGGACUAUCUGAGCUCACGCAAGGGGCCACAGGCCGGAAGUGCACCGGGUGCCUUUGGCUUUGGGAGUCCAGCUGCCGCUACGCAGCCGGCAGCUACCGGACUCUUUGGCUCACCGGCACAGCAACAGCAAACCACUGGCUUAUUUGGGCAAACAGGCACUGAAAACAAGAGCCUAUUCGGCAACUCAGCCUUUGGGCAGCCAGCAGCAACUAGCGCCUUUGGCGCACCAGCCCAACAGAACAAUUUCAUGCAGAAACCGUUUGGAGCUACCACGACCAACGCAUUUGGAGCAACAGCUACAGACGCUUCGAAUCCGUUUGGUGCCAAACCCGUGGGCUUUGGUCAACCCGGCGGCAGCAUGUUUGGCCAGGCGACUGCCACGAGUGCAGCUCCAGCCUUUGGACAAACAACGACAGGCUUUGGGGGCUUCGGCAGCACCGCUGGAGCCACCACCCAGGCAACUCCGCUAUUUGGAGCAGCAACUGGUAAUGAUCCGAAUAAAGCUGCCUUUGGCCUAGGCGCCUCGGUGUCGGCACCCAACAGUGGCUUUGGUGGCUUUGGUGCGCCGGCAACCAGCACAGCUGGCGGCGGCCUCUUUGGCUCCAAGCCGGCUACGAGCUUUGCAGCGCCUGCCUUUGGUGCCAGCUCCACAGCAAACACGGGCUUCGGAAACUUUUCAUUGAGCAACACUAAUGCGGGUACCGGAGGCGGCUUAUUUAACUCUAAUCUCAACAAGCCAGCAACCUCAGCGUUUGGUGGUUUCGGAUCCACCACGUCGGCGCCGCUCAACUUUAAUGCCGGCAACACAGGCGGUUCUCUCUUCAGCAAUGCUGGCAAGCCGGGUGGUCUUUUUGGCGGUACUUCUACCCUUGGCGCGGGCACUGGCGCGGCUGCCGGUGGUGGCAGUCUCUUUGGCACUAGUAACCAAGGUUGUUUCGGGUCGACAUUAGGCGGCGGCUUUGGCACUCUUGGCGGUGGCGGUAAUACGGGGCUCUCUGGAUUAGGUGGGCUGGGAGCGGCUCCAGCUGUUGUAAUGGUGCCUAUACACCAGCAGAUUUUAUCCAAGGUAACAUCUCCAUACGGUGAUACGCCUAUUUUUAAGGACUUGAAGCGCAACGAUGAAGUGGACGCCACACGUGCCACAAACCCCGCUGCUCAGCAGGCGAUGUUGGAUCUGAGCAGUAAUCAGUAUAAGGUGACCAAUAAAGACAGUCCAUCCAGCAUUCGUGUUAAGGCGCUGGGCACAUCAAAUAAUCGCAAAUCCAUGUUUGACGGCCUUGAAGAGUUCGAUGCCAGUGUGGAGGGCUUCAAUCUUAAGCCCAACGUCAAACGGCUAGUGAUAAAGCCCAAAGUGAAAACUCAGGGUCCAAUUGCAGGCGAGAGUAACAGUCCUGCCACUGGCAGUAGCAACAGCAACAACAACACCGCAAUAGUGGGCAUAGUGCGUCCGCAACGUGAAUCAUUCAAUGGUGUCAUAUCCAACGAGCCAACACAAAGCGGUAAUGCUCAUAGCUCACCAGGAAUUGUCAAAGCUGAUCAGGACAGCAGCCGACGUGAGUCGUGGCUGCAUCCCAAUAAUUUGGCCAAGGUGCGCCAGCAUAAUCUACAGUCGGGCAUAGAUCAGGCACCUUUAAAUAGCACCCUCACGGAAUUAGUGCCACGCAAGCCCUUGGAAACCUACAUAAAUGCAGCACCAACACGUCUGUCGGUGUCGACCAUACCGGAGAAUCCUUUUGAGGAUCAGGCCAGCAGCGUUUUGCGACGCGACACUUUCAACUCAGAGCAUGGAAAUGAUACUACACUCUCCAUACGUUCCCUCGACUCGGAGCAACGUUUGGCCAUAGAACCAACUUCGGAAGCAGAUGGAAAUGCUGACGCUGACCAAGAGCCCCAUCCAACGGGUAUUGUGCUCCGACGUGUGGGUUACUAUACCAUUCCUUCACUGGAGGAUCUCAAGUCGUAUCUGGCAGAGGAUGGGUCCUGCGUGGUGCCCAAUUUUACAGUUGGCCGCGAGGGUUACGGCAACGUUUACUUUGGCAAAGAGCUUGAUGUGGCCGGGCUUAACCUGGAUGAGAUUGUACAUUUUCGCAACAAAGAGGUCAUCGUAUAUCCCGAUGAUGACAAUAAGCCGUCGAUUGGCAAUGGCUUGAAUCGCGACGCUCAGGUGACAUUGGACCAGGUGUGGCCGUUGGACAAGACCAAACAUGAGGCCAUUAAGGAUCCGCAACGUUUGCUCGAAAUCGACUGGGAGGGCAAAUUGCGUAGAGUCUGUGAUAAGAAUGCAACGCGUUUCAUUGAGUACCGGCCAGAGACAGGCAGCUGGGUGUUCCGCGUCAAACAUUUCUCCAAGUAUGGUUUGAACGACAGUGAUGAGGACGAUGACGAAGUGCCCACGGAUCCUAAAAAAGCCAAAACAGUUGCCAUGGAUGCGCAACGCAUUGCUGCCGCUUCAACCGAUAAAAUGACUUUGACAUUGCUGCACAAGGCGCAACGGAUUUCGGAAGAGGCUGCACGCAGUAUAGAUCCAAAAUCGUUGGCCGCUGGAGUUGCCAGUGGUUUUCGCCCCAUGGACAACUCGUCGGAGUUCCUUAUGAUGGACAAGACUCAGUUCUUUCAGGCCGGCAGUGGUACGGAUUUAUCCAUGUUUGAUGCCCCACGUACUGUGACUAGCCCAACGGCCGCUCUGGCACAGGAUGUUGUAGGCAAAGAACCGCACAAAAUGCAAUUGAUGAAAUCAUCGCUGUUUGUAGAAGAUCAAGGCAGCGACGAAGAUAUAGACUCACAGCGAACGUGUAUUCAACCACAGUUGAAACGUUCACACAAUUUGUACACCCAAGACACACAUAUGUGGAAGGAUGCUCCAGUAUCGGAAAGCUCAAGUGAUUAUGGUCGUCAAUCACCUCUAUUAGCUGUGUCUUCAUCCGCUUCUGUUACCAGUAUAAUCCGCGACGUACAAUCGGAAGAGGCUUCAUCUGUGGCAGCUGAAAGUAUUAAACCAGCUCAAAAGAAGAGUCCUGCGACAUCUUUAAGUGGACUCAAGCCAUUCGAUUUUAUUAUAAAACCCAAAGUAGCGCCUAUUAAAGUAUGCGGCUUUUCGGUACCGUUGUCGCGUUCCAUAGCACGUGAUCUCCACGAACACUGGGUUGCAGAUCUGGGCUUCUAUAAAGGACGGGGCUUCAAGCUCAGCUUUGGACCUCAAAACACACUCAUGGUUCCAAACACGUUCAACAACUUACGCAGCGCUCAUGAAGUCAAUGAACAGGUGUUGCCUGCAGCGCUUGUGUUUGCGCCACGAGCCUCCAAUGACUUCUCACCGAAUCUGUUGCAGCGUGUAAAAUUCAACACCGUGGAUAUGUAUACACAUUUUGCUGAAAGCAUUGUGCCACACUUGACAGUGCAACUGCAAGACUGUACCUCAAAUCAGGUAGAAGGUAGCGGCUGUCCUUGGCUGCAGUCGAGCAACGGAACAGAACUGAUUGCGAAGCAUCUGGCUGAAGCCAUUAAGUUGAACAAUACCAGCAGCAUGGCUGACUAUGGCGUGUCCGUGUGGUCGCUUCUUUUUGCUCUGUGGGGAGAGCAUGAAGAGCUCAUUGGACAGGAUGUCAACUCACACUAUGUGAUCAUGUGUCGGCGCAAUCUGCUAUCGGAGUGGCUGGAAAAUACGCUGGUUAGCAAGGACCUGUUAUCAAAGAAGGUCAGCAGCAAUAGCUAUCUGGAGCACAUGAUCGAUUUGUUAAGCUGUCAUCGUGUAACCGAAGCUUGUGAAUUAGCGUUUAAAUACGAUGAUGCGAAUUUGGCUUUGAUCCUGGCACAGCUGAGCUCAGGAGCUGUGGUGCGUCUACUCUUAGAAGAGCAGCUCUUUGCCUGGCAGCAAAGCAAAUCCGAUAAAUAUAUCAGCCUGGAGCGUAUUAAAAUGUUCAUGUUGGCCGCAGGCGUGCCAUUAAUGACGUCCUCACAUGGCCCCAUUAAUCUGCUUGAGGACGGUAACUGGUUGAACGUUUUGGCACUGCAGCUAUGGUACUUUACUGCGCCCACGUCUACCAUAACAGAUGCCCUGCUGGAGUACGACAAUGCCUUCCAAGCCGAGGAGCUCUACGCGAAUGAGCCAAAGCCCAGUUACAAUAAAGUCCCCUACAAGAGCAAGAAGCCUGUAUAUGAUCUACGCUAUCACCUGCUACAGCUCUUCUCAAAGCGUAAGCAUUCCCUGGAGCAAACAUUGAACCCAAUUACACAUACAUCCGAUCCGAUGGACUUUCGCCUUAGCUGGAUGCUGCUGCAAACUUUGGAAGCUCUAGGCUAUCAUCAUUGCAACUCAUUGACAGAGGCGCAGCUGCACGUGGACUUUGCCAGCCAGCUGGAGAAUGAGGGCUUGUGGCAAUGGGCAAUAUUUGUGCAGUUGCAUAUCAAGGAUCGUAAUCAGCGCGAACGUGCUGUGCAGCACACACUACAGCAGCAUGUCACCAUAGACACUCAUGUGGAACUGAGCGAAGAAGAGCAGUUUAUCAUUCAGCAGCUUGGUGUACCCGAGUCUUGGGUGGACUAUGCCAAAGCGUUGAAAGCGGGAGCCCAGGGUCAGCGCCACAUGCAAGCAAAGUAUUUACUAAAGGCCAAACAUUGGGUGCUGGCCCACGAAAUCAUAUAUCAAUAUAUUGCACCAGAUGCCGUUAUAAACAGUAAUUUGCAGUAUUUGUAUAAUCUGUUGAGUCAAUUUGAGUGUGCGGACAGCAACAACGUCAAGGUACCAAAUUGGACAAAUCAGGGUCAAAUAUUUCUGGAUUACAUUGACAUCAAUGAAAAGUUCAAGCAUAUACACAACGUCAAUAGCGUGGAGGAUAUACAAGCACGUUGGGAAAAUCUGAAGCCGCAGCUUAGUGAGAUUUGCUCACGUAUCAGCCUGCUCCCAUGUCCCACAUCCAAGCAUCGUCUCUGCCAAAGCGAAAUAGCAAAGAGCUUAAGUUGCCUGGUGAAUGGCAUGUGCAUCGUCUGUCCUGAACUGGAGCCAUGCGUUGUACUAAAAAUGGCUUUAGAACGCUUGCCCAUGCCCCAAGAGUUUUCCACCAAAGAGCUGAACAAUCUGCUCGAUGAGCUGAUGUACAAGAUACAGAGCCAAGGGCCCUUCACAGGAUCAGAGCCAGCGCCACUCCGCACCACCGAGCGCAUAAUGAUGCAAACCUAAAUAAUAUGGAAAUAUUCAUAGCUAUCUAAGCAGGGAAAACUAAAAAACAGACGAUAUAUAGAUUAGCCAACCAACCACUUCAAUUAGAUGUAUUAAUAUAUAUAUAUAGAUAUACGUAUACAAAUGUGCAUGCAGUUAACUGUUAUGACCAAACAAACAUAAGUAAUAAUUUAAAAGAGAAAGAAAAAAGAAAACUUGUAAAAUACGUAACGUUUCGUUACAAACAUAAACUAUUAAUUCCCACUUGAUAUGUUGU
Molecule: messenger RNA, 6554 nt
Organism: Drosophila hydei
Lineage: Eukaryota; Metazoa; Arthropoda; Insecta; Diptera; Drosophilidae
Gene: Nup98-96
Product: nuclear pore complex protein Nup98-Nup96
Exons: 9
Coding region: 383-6298 (1971 amino acids)
Biological process (GO): protein import into nucleus; post-transcriptional tethering of RNA polymerase II gene DNA at nuclear periphery; RNA export from nucleus
Cellular component (GO): nuclear pore cytoplasmic filaments; nuclear pore
Molecular function (GO): structural constituent of nuclear pore
Source: RefSeq, a predicted model, not a curated record